Ostrinia furnacalis (Asian corn borer) is the source of this 1966-nucleotide messenger RNA. RefSeq names its product leucine-rich repeat extensin-like protein 5. NCBI's taxonomy places the organism in Eukaryota, Metazoa, Arthropoda, Insecta, Lepidoptera, Crambidae. The coding region runs from base 361 to 1416 and encodes 351 amino acids. The record is from RefSeq and is a predicted model, not a curated record. The transcript is spliced from 9 exons.
UAAUGAAAUGUUAUUUGUUUCUAGGACGAGCCUUUGCCAGUGGCGAACGCACACGCCCUGCACGGCGUGCCCCCAGCGGUGGCUGCGCCCGCGCAGCCCAGCCACGCGCCGGAGAGCCAUCUCAAAGACGACGCUCUCAACCAAGCCGAGUCGAAAAUUGAUGAAGAUAAGUUACAGAAAAUCGACAAUGACAACUCAAAGAACGAGGCUGACUCUGGUAGCGAUGAGAGCUCGGAGUCCGACAGUUCUGCUGAGGAGGAGGAGGACCUGGACGCCAUCAGGCCGCUGUUCAAGCUGCCCGUGCAGUUUGACCUCGACGAGCUGGCCGGCGCCUUCCUCGCCAACAACCAGAAGGGACGCAUGAACUGCGUGGUGGAGCGUCGCCACGAAGACCCCAUGGAGAGGCGCUUCCCCUUCAACAUCCUCGGAGCCUUCGCCCCGCGCAACGCGCAGGCCGAGCGCGUGGCCAUCAUCUGCCACGGCGGAGACGAACCUAGACCAAUGGGCAGCUUCCCCGAGCCGCAGUCGCAGGUGUUCGCAUUCCCGCUGUCCGGCCCCGUGCGUCUUCCGUUGAGGCCUCAGAUGGACCGCAUGCCCCAAAUGGACCGCAUGCCGCAAAUGGACCGUAUGCCCCAGAUGGACCGUAUGCCCCAGAUGGACCGCAUGCCACCGCCGCCCGCGCAGGAGCCCCGUGUCCCGCCCUUCGCGCCCAUGUCACAUCGCCCAGCGCCUUUCCCUCUACCUAUGCCAUGGGACUCGUCUGAGGAGCAGAUGGGCGCGCCCCGCGAGAUGCGCAUCCACGUGCAGCGCGUGAUCGCCAUUCCCGCGCCCCACAACAUGCCCCCUCCCCCCGAGAACAUGGGCCCCUUCGCGCCCCCGCCGCCGCCCCAGCACCAGCAGAGCGAGGCCAGGCAACCAGCUGUUAUCCACCAGUUUGUGCCCCAGACGGCUCCUACGCAGGAGCUGGAACAACCUGAUGUCCAGAAGAUGCAGAUGGACGGUACACCCGUGCAAAUGAACCUGCCUUGGGAUCUGACCCCUGAGGACCUGCACGCCAUCCACCGCACCGCCCAGGACGCCGCCGCCAGCCAGCGCAGGGAGCAGCAGAUUGACAACGAUAUGCAGGAGGUGAAAACGAUCGUGAACACAUUGGCGGCUGCCGCGGAGGCCGAGGCCGAGGCCGAGGCGCGCGCGCAGGCCGAAGAGCAGCAGCGCCAGGACGAGGGUCAUCCUGAGCCCGCGCACGAAGCGCCCGAGCACGCGCCGCGCGCUCCCCGCACGCUGCUGCUGCCGCAGGACAUGCCCAUGGACGAGAGGCCGCAUUAUAUGCAGCCCCGUUCAGUCCGCAGUGUGGACGCCAUGUUGCGUGAGCCUGACGCGAAGCGCGUCAAGCGCUGCGCUUGCAGCUGCGCCUAAGCUUUCUGCGCUGCAGCCGCUGCGCUCCCGCGCCUCCUCCGUCCAUACCUUCUCAAACUUCCUUGUAACAAAUAGGAUGACAUCGUUUGUUACCCACUUUUGACUGUGACAUUUCGCUAACAGUUCUGUAAAUAAAGUUGUUAACUCUUCAGCUUCAAAAUGUCGUUUUUGUUCUUAUUGGUUAGCACCAAAACGUUAUAUUUAUGAAAUUUUAUGUUUGUUAAUUAAAUAAUUUAUCGUUCGUUUUGGUUCUAAAAAUGUACAUCUAGAUUUAUAAUAAUAACGGAUUACUUUUGAAAUGCAACGUGUAGUAUUAUUAUAGAAAUAGUGAAACGGGCCAAUAAGUAGAGGGCGUUGUAAUAUGCAUGUUAGGGUAUUUCACUGAUAAUAAUAACUUUUAAAUAUUUAUCACAACAUCGAAAUAUUCAAACUCUUUUGACGGGAUAAAACUAAUGUAAGUACCAUUUCUUUUUAAGUAAACAAAGUAGGCAUCUGUAUUAGUAGAAAGAAACUGCAUUUAUUUCUAAACAGAAUGUCUUCGAGUGGGCCU